Molecule: messenger RNA, 3018 nt
Organism: Fopius arisanus
Lineage: Eukaryota; Metazoa; Arthropoda; Insecta; Hymenoptera; Braconidae
Exons: 6
Coding region: 590-2386 (598 amino acids)
Source: RefSeq, a predicted model, not a curated record
CUCCGUAGUGCCGGGUCGAUCUCGUUGCCGUUGAUAGUCGGCACCUCUGUCGGCGUUAGUUUUGCGGUUUGUCAAUCGCCUUUCACACAUCGGUGAAUAGGACAUCGCGUCCUCUCAUUUGUGCAUCCGAGGAUGUUAGUGUCCUGGAACUGACAGCCGAGGUGGCGGCAUUUUCAAUAGCCAAAACACCGUUAACGCAUUUAGUUGUUGCAGCGGUGGACAUGAGUGGGAAUUUGCUUCUUGUUUUUUGAGUUUUUCUGUUUCUUUUCUAUUUUUUUUUUAUUUUCAUUAUUCUUAGGGCUUUUUGUUCUUAUUUUCACACCCUUGAGACCCUGAGGAACCGGAUCCACAUCGAGAAAAUUCCACGGCAUGUUGAUUCUACCACAAGUGGAGAGGAGUUUAAAUUCCCAGCAUGCUCUCAUGAGGUGCCUCUGAGGCCAGGCCUGCGUCAUUCUCUCAUAAUAUUACAACAGUGAUAUGCAUGUGAGGAUCGAUGAACAAAUGUUAUCGAUGCUGCGGUGAGAUUGAUUGGAAUUCCGUAAUAAAGUGAUUAUAAGUGUAUGUAAAUCGUAUCUCGAGAGCAGUCGGGAUGUCAUCGACCGGGGAAUUCUCAACACUUUCUAGUGGUGAAGUCACUGGAACCGGAGAUGACUCUCUGCCAAGUUCACGAGAAGCUACUGCCGAAGCUUCUGGUUCCUCCGGUGGUUUUUUACCACUUGGGGAAUUCAUCGAUAGAUUCUCGUUGCCGAGGGUUGUUCGAGUGGAGGGUGGUGGGGGUCGACCUAUAUUACUUUAUAAACAACAGCAGAGAUCGCUCAGAGUCACUGCAACUCUUCUGAUGCAUCGCUAUCGACAUGACGUUAAGGUUGGACCGGAAAUUGUGAUACCGGAGGGGUACCCUGGCUGGUUCUCAGUGGUAUCCAGCAACAGUGGGACCGGAAGUGCUAGAGUUUACAGAAGAAUUGGCGCACUAGUAAGAGCCGGUGUUCCGGCAUUUCUCCUGGCGAAGCCUCUUCGGGCGUACACUCUCACUCACUCCAAAAUGGAAAACGGAAAUUUGAGGGCUCAUUACACGAAAACGACAAUUCGAGCUGGUGAAGUACUUCGAUUGGCCGCUGUCUUCCAGGACACACGAAAGUCACCGGUAUCCACUGGAGUAACUGCCGUAACAACGGGUAUCUCGGAGAAAAAAAAUUCAAGGUCAUCAGAGCGUGAUCAGUACGCACAGUGUCUGGAUUCUCAGGGUCAUGAACUCUUUGCACCGCUAUCAUCACGCGGUGAAUUUUACGCUACCUGUCAGAGUGGCAGCCUCGACACAGGUAGCGAUGCAGUCCUCUACAGAGUGCAUCAACUUGCCAGAAGAGAUUUACCCCUACGAGUGCGGCUUGUCGCUGGACCCCUGCCGGUUCCUCUACCGAGGGAUUACACCGGAUUGAUGCAACUCGAGUGUGCGACAAGAGGCCCCAUCGUGCUCGGUUGUGCUGUGCCUUUACUACCUGAGAGACCAUUACCAAGUGCAACUGUACCAGAAUUAUUGGAACUUGUGGCAACUGGUCCUGGUGCACCUAGGGUUAAACGAGCGAGACUUGGCUGUCCAUCCGAAACGCGACUCCUUGCAUCACCCAAAAUGCAGAGGUUGUUGAGCGCAUGCAGGCAAGCACUGGAUCAGAGAGCAACGGAGCCUAGAGUAGCCCCUCCAAAACCAGCGGCUUCAAGUAUCCAACUGAAAGAGCUCCACCUAAAAGAAAUAAAAUCAAAACCAGAAUCAAAACCCAUCCUCCAAAGUCUAAAAAAUGGCAUCGAACAAAUAAAAAAAACGACAAUUCGCGAUCGCAGUAAUUCCCGCAGUAGUCCGACGACACCGAGUUUCCUGGAGCGACUAUCAAGGAUAACUCACGGUGGUAGAAGUAGAAAUCCCGCAAAAAAAUCAGCGUCAUUCACAUUUGCCAUACGUCCUGAAAUUGGUAUGAGGUCAGCGGAGCGUUACGCAAGCCUGGAAUCGGACGCCAAUGCACUGGUAUCAGGUAAAGGUAUAACAGGCUGCCCAUCGAGGCAACAGGUACAGAGAUCAGUAUCAACUAGUGUACUGGAGGUGCAGCAGACUAGAGACUUGGAUCCACCCUAUUCAAAGGUCAGGGACAGCUUGACCCCACUUCCACCAACUCCACCACCCAAGCCUGAGGAUAUCUACACCGAGAUCUGCGAGCCAACGGACGAUCGAUCUAGAAUGAAUCGAAGUACAUCGGAAGCCAAGCCACAGCCACACGGUAAAACUGGUACCAAUGAGAAAGAUCGGGGUUACGUCAAGUUGGCAUCGCACACGGAAAUAUCAGACGUGUCAAACAGCCCUGAGGACGAAGAAGGAAUAUACAAUACUGUUUGCUGAUGGGUUACUCUUCGCCCCAACAUUUCCACUCCAUUUUCCAUAAUUGAGAAAAGGUCAAGGCCAACGGGAAGCAAUUGUAACCGACGAGAGAGAUUUCGUGACUCCCUCGAUCUACAUAUACCGAUAAACGUUCAAUCAAUUAAGUCGUUACGGCUCCCUGACUCUUCCUGUCCUUUGGCUAUUCUACGUAAUAUACUAUCCUCAUGUACACAAACCACCAUCAAGAAUUUACACAGGUUUGCGUGACGCUUGCGAUACACCUUGGAUGUAUGAUUACGACAUGUGUACUUGGCUGGUAUUUUAAACGCCCUCGACCCGACCAGCUAAACUACUGGGUUCGCGUAAGAACGUGAAUCUUAGUCUAUCCCUCAGCAUUUUCUAUCUUUCUCGUUCAUGUGAUUGAUCCUAUCCCGAGCUUGCGCCCCAAGGAUAUCCAUGUGUAUGAUGUCAGUGGAAAUUUCAUGGAAAUGGGGGUGGAAAAAUGAUACCUUUUGUAUUGACAUGUUCCACAGGACACCAUCAAAUCAUUGAGUUGUAAUAUUUGUAUGUUAUGUACAUUCUCAGAAAAUAUUCAUUUAAUAAAUAUCAUUAAUGAAGUAAUAAUUCAUCUUUACGCUGUUAAUAUCAUUUUU